This is a messenger RNA of Staurois parvus, 617 nucleotides long. Lineage: Eukaryota; Metazoa; Chordata; Amphibia; Anura; Ranidae. The record is from the annotation of a GenBank genome assembly.
GGAGGGGAUUGGAACACCUGAAUCACAUGAUAUGGAGGGGAUUGGAAACCUGAACCUGAAUCACAUGAUAUGGAGGGGAUUGGAAACACCUGAACAUCACACGAUUGGAGGGGAUUGGAACACCUGAAUCACAUGAUUGGGAGAGGAUUUGGAACACCUGAAUCACAUGAUAUGGAGGGGAUUGGAACACCUGAAUCACAUGAUAUGGAGGGGAUUGGAACACCUGAAUCACAUGAUAUGGAGGGGAUUGGAACACCCGAAUCACAUGAUUGGGAGGGGAUUGGAACACCUGAAUCACAUGAUAUGGAGGGGAUUGGAACACCUGAAUCACACAUGAUUGGGAGGGGAUUGGAACACCUGAAUCACAUGAUAUGGAGGGGAUUGGAACACCUGAAUCACAUGAUAUGGAGGGGAUUGGAGCACCUGAAUCACAUGAUAUGGAGGGGAUUGGAACACCUGAAUCACAUGAUAUGGAGGGGAUUGGGAACACCUGAAUCACAUGAUUGGGAGGGGAUUGGAGCACCUGAAUCACAUGAUAUGGGAGGGGAUUGGAGCACCUGAAUCCCAUGAUUUGGGAGGGCGGGGACAAUACUUUUGGCAAUAUAGUGUAUAUUGUA